Messenger RNA from Ectocarpus sp. CCAP 1310/34, 943 nucleotides. The record is from the annotation of a GenBank genome assembly. Lineage: Eukaryota; Phaeophyceae; Ectocarpales; Ectocarpaceae.
GGGGGGUGCCUCAGAAAGAGCAAGACGGCGGAUGUUUCUCUCUUGGUGUGACCGGUGGCAGUAUCGAUCAGCAAUGCUGCACAGACUUUUGCGCGCCGAAAUAUGCGUGCGACAGGUUUAACCUAACCACUUCGGUGGAAAGCGGAUUUCUGUUCGAUACGGUGUCAGGGGUACCAGGGAAGACGGGGCCGAGUUUUGUUUGAUUUCGGGUGGAUGAGGUUGGGGUUUUGUUCGAUUUUCUCCAUCUAAGGUUCGUGUGUAGAGUUCAGCUGUAGUGUUUCAACCAAAGUUUUGUUGACUUAGAGGCAAUCAUUCCUGGGCAUCGAGUUAAUUUGGCUUCGCAUGACGGCCUUUACGAUCGACUUUAUGUAUGUCUGCAUUUAUCUGCAAUUGUCGGAGGACAAACAAAAUAUUAAUAAAAAAAAUAUUAUCAGUGGCAUGCUACGCUCGUGACUAAACACAUGGCAAUCCUUAUUCUACCGCCGAUGUGUACCCCUCUCCGCGCCCAGUUCUCGACCGGUGCCGCCGCCGCUCAAGAUGACUGCCACCACCACCGUGAUGACGAGGGUCCACGGGAGGCCGACGGCGGCCUUGAUGCCCCCCCCCUGGCUGAACCGGGCGACCUGUUCGGGCCCCGCUCUGACGGCUGGUGGACCGGGCGGCGCCCCUCUGAGCAAGGGGAGGUGCCAGGGAGACGAGAAGACGGGAAGAUUUCGUCCCUGCCGCAGCUCGUUCUCCGGGACUGCACCAAGCAGGUGGCCUACUUUGACAACUCGUGGAUGCUAACCGAGAGCCUUUUCGCCGGUCUCCAGGGCGAGGAGGCGUUUCUGCUUCGUCCCUUGCACGGGCUCCGCCAUCCCCUUAUUUUCUACUACGGCCACGCGGCGGCCUUCUACGUAAACAAGCUAAGGGCCGCAGGGAUCUUGCAGGCGAGAGAGAGAGA